This is a messenger RNA of Prosopis cineraria, 653 nucleotides long. RefSeq lists its product as uncharacterized. The record is from RefSeq and is a predicted model, not a curated record. The transcript has 2 exons. Lineage: Eukaryota; Viridiplantae; Streptophyta; Magnoliopsida; Fabales; Fabaceae. Bases 61 to 279 code for a protein of 72 amino acids.
AUAGCUUUGCAAACUAGAAACAGAAGGGGAAAACAAGAUUGGGGAAGGACGGGGCUCUCAAUGGGUUAUGUGUUGAGAGUGAGAUUGGCGUCCUUCUUCACGGGCGCCGCAUCGGCGUCAUUUGCUGGUCUUUACAUCCUUCACAGGGAUUACAAGAUUGCGCAGGAAUCCUUCACUCAACAGAUGAAGGGUGUCCAUGACUCACUAGACCGACGAAUUUCUUCCCUUGAAAAUUUGAAACACACUGAUGCUUCGGAGCCUAUGGGAGCAUCAGAAUAGCUGUGUUAACAAAGUUAAAGUCGUAUAUUGUAGUUGAUUGUUGUCGAAGCUACACUGGAUGGACUCAUUAUGCAAACUGGUUUCUUACUGUUUUCAUCUCAUCCGGAAUAAGUACAAUGUAACUCUUUCUUAUGUUACUUGAGAUAUAUCAUCGUUCACGGGAAGAGUAGGAUUCAUUCUGUAACUCGAUAUUUGGAACAAUUUUCGGGAUUGUGUUUUGACCGUGUAGUUUCGUGCUCUCGGUAUCUUUCUUUUCCUUCUCCUCUUUUUGUGGCCUGAGGGAACUUGAUGGUUUUCAACGCGUAUGUUAAUUCGUAGUAAUUUCUGUAUGUAACAACGGUUGUGUUCGAGUACUGAAUCGAUUUUUUGACAAA